Molecule: messenger RNA, 3974 nt
Organism: Cyprinodon tularosa
Lineage: Eukaryota; Metazoa; Chordata; Actinopteri; Cyprinodontiformes; Cyprinodontidae
Gene: mrtfbb
Product: myocardin related transcription factor Bb
Exons: 14
Coding region: 129-2858 (909 amino acids)
Biological process (GO): smooth muscle cell differentiation
Source: RefSeq, a predicted model, not a curated record
UACAAACUUUCGCUAGUGAGGCCAACAGAGAGACAGAGGAGGCAACGAACCACAUGCUGUUCACUCAGAACAGGGUCUUCUCUCCUUCUUUUUAACUCCUGUUGGAUCUGCUCUGGCCUCAUCACUCCAUGGGACUCCAGAGCUGGCCAAGAAGAAAACAAGAUCUGUCCUCCAUGGCUUGCCUGGAUGUGGAGAGCCCCUCCAUUUGCAGGGGUAAAUUCAAAUCAGUCCUUCAACAAUGUCUGCAGCAGAGGAGGACAAGGGAGCAGCUUGUGGAGCAAGGCAUAAUGCCACCUCUAAAAAGCCCUGUUGCCUUCCACAAGCAGAUCCGAAGCCUACAGAGAGCCAGAAAAGGGAAUUUCCUAAAGCAUAAACUCUGCAGCAGACCGGAACGCUCAGAACUGAUCCGUAUGCAUAUCCUAGAAGAAACUCCGGCAGAGCCCUCCCUCCAGGCCACACAGAUUAAACUAAAGAGGGCAAGACUGGCCAAUGAUCUGAAUAAGAAAAUCACCCAGCGACCUGGAUCCAUGGAGCUGGUGAAGAAGAUCCUGCCAAUAGACCCUGAAGUUAAAGAACUAAUAAACAAUGGUAAGGCGGAUUACUCAGACACACCACAUGUUCCAGAUGUUUAUAGCUUUGAUGAGGACAGCAGUGAUGCAUUAUCAUCACAGCAGCCCGACAGUCAACCAUCUCCUCCCCAAACGUUGCCCUCCCCAAAGGAAUCAAGAGGAGCUGAGGUUUCAAAUGCAUCCUCUGAUCGCAGCCCUUCACUGCAGUUCUCUCAAACAUGUUGCCCUCAGCCAUCAUCAGAUGUCUCUACUUCAGACAAACACAGCAGCCAGGGAGCUCAUCAGCCCAUCACUGCGGCUGUACAAUCCGUUUCAGCAGGACCAGUGCUUACGAAACAAACAUUGGCGAAGCUAUCUGCAGACAAAUGCCGCAGCAAAAAGAGCAAAGAACUCAAGCCACGGGUUAAAAAGCUGAAGUAUCAUCAGUACAUCCCUCCUGACCAGAAGCAGGAGCUCAGUGAAGUGCCUAUGGACUCUUAUUAUGCUCGUCUCCUGCAGCAGCAGCAGCAGUUCCUGCAGCUCCAGAUCCUAAGCCUGCAGCAGCAGAAGUACAACUCCCAAACUGCACCCGUCACACUGAACAUGUCUACAAAUGAGAUACAGACCAGCUGCUCAGCUCUUGUUCUUAGAGGAAGCUCUCCAUCUGUUCCUGUGCUGUUCCACCAUACAAACACAAAGUCGGAUCAGUUACCGGCUAAUAUCGAUGAAAUGAAGGUCGCUGAGCUGAAAAUGGAGCUAAAACUCAGAUCUCUGCCAGUUUCUGGGACCAAGACAGACCUAAUAGAGAGGCUCAAGCUGUUUCAUGAGAAUACUAAAACCCAGCAUGUUGCUUCCAUGGAGUCAGGAGUCACCGCAGAAAACUCACAGUCUGAAAGCAUACAUUUAACGCCGCCUGUUUCCCUUAUAGCUUCCAAAGUCUCCAAACUGGGUAUAGAAGAUAUUAAAAUGACUGACAUUCCUAUGAAGUCAGUAGCAGAGGCUUCGUAUGAUGCUGCUCUGCAUUCAAGCCCCUCAAAGGAAACCCAACAUGAAGAGGGUCCAACACAUCCGAAGGUCAACGAGAAGGACUGUGAAAAAGACAAACGUCUACAUGAGAAGGAGCUUCAGAUAGAGGAACUGAUGAGAAAGCUGGAGCAGGAGCAGAAGCUAGUUGAGGAGCUAAAGAUGCAACUGGAGGUGGAAAAAAGAAGCCAACAGAGUGAUUCCCCCCCUCAUCUCAGCUUGCUGGUACCAAUCCAAAUAAAAGAGGAAAACAGGAGUCUUUCAAACUGCUCAGUGGCUUGCAGCUCUCCUGGUCUGCAUGUGCAGAUCAAGCAGGAGGAACCAUGCGAUCAUGGCUACAGAACCAGUCCAAAUCAGUUCGUCAUUGGCCACGAGACCAACACAAAGGCUGAAAACCUGCAGUCUGUCCAAGUCCUCCUGCCCACAUCCCUUUCUGGCUCAGCAGACACUGUGGAAGUCCCUGCCAAAGGCAUUAAAUUACACACUGCCGUUAACAACACAGCUCCAGGCUGCAUCCAGGGAUCUGGACAUGAGCCACAGAAAUCAGCAGCACCACAGCAGCAACCCAGCACUCACACCCCACAUUUGACAGAGACGUGGGGGACAGAUACCAAGGGGCAAGGCUUUCUCAGUGCAUUCCUGAUGUCUGGAUGUGAGAGUCCUUCCUCUCACCAAGUUCCGCAAGAAGGGCUUAAAACAAAGCAAACAGCUUUUACAAAUCAUACAUCAAAGCCCAAAGACCCACCUCGUUAUGAGGAUGCAGUUAAACAGAGACGCAGCAUGAUAACAACUGCUCAGGGUCCGACAGCAGCAUGUCAGCAGAUGGACGACCUAUUCGACGUGUUGAUUGAAAGUGGAGAGAUCUCACCUCUCAUCAGGCAGGAUCCUUCCAGCCUGGAAAAGCCUCUCCCUGUCACAGCCAGCGUUACCGCCCUUCCCAUCAACACAGUUCUGACCCGUCCUCCACCUUUAGUCCAGGUGGCUCAGCUGCCUGGAGUACCGCUCCUCUCACCAGGAAACAACCUGGAAACCCUUGCAGAUGAUACGGAGGUUCGGAGUCUGAAGCUGAUGGAGGACUUGAACUCACCUUUGGUCCACAUGGAGCUGAACUUCAGUGAAAGCAUGCCACCCUCUGGUGUGAACCUGCAAAACACUUCUGUGGACAGUAUGGAUUGGCUGGACCUCACCCUCUCUGUGCCUGAUGAUGGGAUUAACCCUUUGGACAUGUCAGUGCAUGGGGCCGUCUUCUCUUCUGACUUCCUGGAUUCUCACUUGAACUGGGACUGAGUAACCAAAGAGUGAAUGUGGACUUUAUCUUUUUUUUUUAUAAACAGAGGUUGACGAGCUGCACUUCUUGCAGUCUGUAAAAGCUAUAAAUAUUUGAGGAGAACAUUUAAAAUGGUACCGAUAUUUUAAACAUUUCCAUCUCAUGCCAUACAAUUGCUCUUCUCUUCACACAAGCAUUUUGCUUUGCUCUGCAGCCUCUGUAAUGCAGUAUGCAUUGUCUCAGCACGCAGAAGAGAAAAAUAAAAUACACUAAUCCUGGUAACAGAUGGAAGAGAGCUGCAUUUAGCCAUUGUGCUGUUUACUCCACCCUAUGUCGGAAUGAUUAUCACAGGCAUAAAUCCGGCAUUUAACCAAAGAAGUGAAAGUCUGAUUGCACUGCAGAGGCCCAACAACCCAGAACAUACCCAACAGUGUUUAUUACACAAUACUUUGUAAACAUCACUUCACCAAUGAGGCCUUUAGUUCCACAGUUUAGUGACACAUUCCUGCAUAAAUCAAAUGUUGGGCAACCAAACUAACCAAACUUCAUGCGCUUAAGUUUGUCAAACUAACUUUUAAUCAUCUUUUUUUUAUUAUUAUUGUUUUGUUAUUUUUUUUAAAUAGCAAACAACAUCAUAAAAUGGAUGACUCCCAGUUAAGCAGGAAAGUGUUCCAGUUACAUCUGCUCGCUGUGUUGUUUGCUAUUAUUGGCAACCUUGAUCUGGGUGUGAGUUUAGAUGAGGAAAUGCAAGAGAGAUUUGUUUUGCGGUAUUCUAAUUUGUUAUGUGUUGAGUCUCAUGGUUCUCUGGAAAAUAUCUGGAAUAUCUAUGACAAACGUUUUAUUUGUUAAAGAAAAUCUCAGAAGAAAACUUUUGCUGUCUUAAGUCGACUCAUUAGUUCCAAAUCUGUCACCUUCAAAAGAAAGACGCACUAAUGUGGUGGAAAGCUGAAUAAAACCUCAUAAGUCAGCUGUAACCCACACACAAAAAAAACAAACAUUGCAGUCUUUAUAGUUUGUGUUGUAUGAUGUAUUUAUGUUAUUUUUAUAAAGUCAUCACAGGUUUGCUUUUGUAAAGACAGAAAUGCGUUCGAGUAAUAAAAUCCAAACUUUGAAUAUUUCAGUCAUAAGAUAAGCUA